Messenger RNA from Leptosomus discolor (cuckoo roller), 2894 nucleotides. RefSeq names its product transmembrane O-mannosyltransferase targeting cadherins 3 (gene TMTC3). The record is from RefSeq and is a predicted model, not a curated record. Gene Ontology annotation, cellular component: endoplasmic reticulum. Gene Ontology annotation, biological process: protein O-linked glycosylation via mannose. Lineage: Eukaryota; Metazoa; Chordata; Aves; Leptosomiformes; Leptosomidae. Gene Ontology annotation, molecular function: protein binding; mannosyltransferase activity.
ACACUCAUGAAUGUUCAGUGACAUUGGGGCAAUUGGCAGAGUUGAGAAAAAAAAUGACAUUUUCGUGGAUCUUCUAUGAAGAAUGAAAAUGAGCAAAGUGUGAUCUUCAAUGCUUUUGUCCAUGAAAACUCUUAGAGAAGAUGGCUGAUAUAAGGCUGAAGGAAGCAGCACUAAUAGUUGGUGUGGUGGCAGCCUGCUACUGGAACAGUCUCUUUUGUGGCUUUGUUUUUGAUGAUGUUUCAGCGAUUUUGGACAAUAAAGAUUUGCAUCCUUCUACUCCGUUAAAAAAUCUGUUUCAGAAUGACUUCUGGGGUACUCCGAUGUCUGAGGAGAGGAGUCAUAAAUCUUAUCGUCCCCUUACCGUUCUUACGUUUCGCUUAAACUACUUGUUCAGCGAGUUAAAUGCAGUUUCUUACCACUUCCUAAAUCUGGUCUUUCAUGUGGUGGUUUGUGUAGUCUUCCUCAAGGUCUGUAAGCUUUUUCUGGACAACAGGAGCAGCGUAGUUGCAUCCUUGCUCUUUGCAGUGCACCCCAUACAUACUGAAGCGGUAACUGGAGUUGUGGGCAGAGCGGAGCUUUUAUCAUCUAUCUUUUUUCUAGCUGCUUUUUUGUCAUAUACAAAAUCGAAAGGGCCAGAUAAUACCAUAGUGUGGACUCCAAUUGCAGUGACUGUGUUUCUAGUAGCUGUUGCAACACUGUGUAAAGAACAAGGGAUAACGGUGGUGGGGAUAUGCUGCGUGUACGAAGUGUUUAUUGCUCAAGGGUACACCUUGCCAGUGUUAUUGGACACAGCUGUACAGAUUCUUCGAGGGAAGGGCAGUAUUCCUUUCUCUAUGCUUCAAACACUGUUGAAGCUCAUAGUCCUAAUGUUCAGUACACUGCUGCUUGUAGUUGUCAGAGUCCAGGUUAUCCAGUCUCAACUUCCAGUGUUUACAAGGUUUGAUAACCCAGCUGCUGUUAGUCCAUCCCCAGCAAGACAGCUGACUUUCAACUACCUCCUCCCUGUAAAUGCUUGGCUGCUUCUCAACCCCUCAGAAUUAUGCUGUGACUGGACAAUGGGAACUAUUCCUCUCGUGGAGUCUUUGUUAGAUGUUAGAAAUGUGGCCACCCUUACCUUCUUUUGCUUUCUGGGAUCUUUGGUUGUCUUCAGUCUCCGAUAUCCUGGGGAUUCCUCCAAGACUGUACUGAUGGCACUCUGCUUAAUAGUGCUCCCAUUCAUUCCUGCAUCAAACCUCUUUUUUCCUGUUGGAUUCGUAGUAGCAGAACGAGUGUUGUAUGUUCCUAGCAUGGGAUUCUGUAUUUUAGUAGCACAUGGAUGGAAGAAAUUAUCAAAUAAAAGUGUGCUAAGAAAAAUUUCUUGGGUUUGUUUGGCUGCAGUACUAUUCACUCAUGCCUUAAAAACACUGCACAGAAACUGGGAUUGGGAGUCAGAGUAUACAUUGUUUAUGUCAGCUUUAAAGGUAAAUAAGAACAAUGCAAAACUAUGGAACAAUGUGGGACAUGCAUUAGAAAAUGAAAAGAAUUUUGAAAGAGCUUUGCAAUUCUUCAUACAGGCCACGCAAGUUCAACCAGAUGAUAUCGGUGCCCACAUGAAUGUAGGAAGAACUUACAAAAACUUAAACAAAACUAAAGAAGCCGAAGAAUCAUACAUGAUUGCUAAGUCAUUGAUGCCACAGAUUAUUCCGGGUAAAAAGUAUGCAGCAAGAGUUGCUCCUAACCAUCUGAAUGUUUAUAUCAACCUUGCAAACUUGAUUCGAGCAAAUGAAUCUCGCCUUGAAGAAGCAGAUCAAUUAUAUCGACAAGCAAUUAGUAUGAGGCCAGAUUUCAAGCAGGCUUACAUCAGCAGGGGAGAAUUACUUUUAAAAAUGAACAAACCUCUGAAAGCUAAGGAGGCUUAUCUUAGAGCUCUAGAACUAGACAGAACCAAUGCAGACCUGUGGUACAACUUGGCAAUUGUUUACAUUGAACUGAAAGAUCCUACAGAAGCCCUGAAGAAUUUCAACCGCGCACUAGAACUCAACCCAACGCAUAAACUGGCGUUAUUCAACUCAGCGCUGCUAAUGCAGGAAUCUGGUGAUGCUCGGCUUAGACCUGAAGCUAAACAAAGACUGUUACAUUACGUGAAAGAAGAACCACAGGAUGCAAACGGGUACUUCAAUUUGGGUAUGCUGGCAAUGGAUGACAAAAAAGAUACGGAAGCAGAGGCAUGGAUGAAGAAAGCCAUAAGGUUACAGCCAAACUUUCGAAGUGCUUUGUUCAAUUUGGCACUGCUUUAUUCUCAGACAGCAAAAGAAUUAAUGGCUUUGCCUGUCCUGGAAGACCUGCUGAGAUACUACCCUGAUCAUACCAAAGGUCUGAUUUUGAAAGGAGAUAUUCUUAUGAACCAAAAGAAGGAUAUUGUUGGGGCAAAAAUGUGUUUUGAAAAAAUUUUGGAACUGGAUCCCAACAAUGUACAAGGAAAACAUAAUCUUUGUGUGGUUUACUUUGAAGAACGAGACUUAAUAAAAGCAGAAAAAUGUUUGGUUGAAACACUAGCACUGGCACCUCAUGAAGAGUAUAUUCAGCGUCAUCUAAACAUAGUUAGAAGUAAAAUUGCAUCACUCGGUGCUACAGAACAGUCAUCACUUCCUGCAGAUGGGACUGCAACUGCAGCUGCAGGAGAAAAAAAAAAUUCAUUUCAAAAUUUGAAAGAAGUAAAAAGUGAGGAGAAAACCACCCAAACAACAGUUGAUAACGAUAAAGGGCACUCAAAAAGUAAGAAACGAACAGAGAAAAACCAUAUGGACAAAGAGACUGCCAAAAAAUCUACAAAAGAAAUCAAAGACAUUGAGAAAAAGAGGGUUGCUGCUUUGAAAAGACUAGAAGAGAUUGAACGUAUAUUAAAUGGUGAAUAG